This is a messenger RNA of Sphaeroforma arctica JP610, 367 nucleotides long. RefSeq lists its product as hypothetical. The transcript has a single exon. The record is from RefSeq and is a predicted model, not a curated record. The annotation marks the transcript as partial. Lineage: Eukaryota; Ichthyosporea; Ichthyophonida.
AUGUUUGGUACGAAGCGGCUGACCCGGCAUUGGACGCAGUUGCGUACAUACUUCGAGCCAGUAUGCCCGGAGGUGGCCCAGCGCAUAACUAUGGUGUUUCGCACGGCGUAUGAGAACUGGUUGUUUCUCCGCUCAUCAUUCAGGCAGACUAGCAUGAAUGAGCGGCGUUCGGUUCUACACCAUAUCACCCAGACGGUGUCGGGCAAGACGUGGCGGGGGCAGGUGUCUUCAGCGUUCACGAUGUUGGAGAGGGCUUAUGCGGCCAUGAACUUGGAUGUCGUGUAUGACAUGAAGGAUCUCUUGCGGUCAGCAUGGGUGGGGGUAGCCCCUGCUACGCAGCUGGCGCGCAAUAACCUGAUAAUUCAAG